UUUGAUGCAUGCGGAAGUGACGCACGCAGAGUAGGAGUAGGAGUAUAGAGUGGUGGUAGGGAGGGAGGGAGGAGUAGGAGCAGUACAGUGCGGUUUGGCUGCGACUGUGCCCCCCUCCGUCCGUCCCCUAGCUCGCCUGCUUUUCUCUCACCCUCCCUCCGCCCCCCUCUUCAUCACUCCCCCUCCCUCGUCUCUCUCGCCGGGCCAUUCCUCUUUGCAGAGCGCGUGCGUCGGAGAGAGACGGAGAGAGAGAUAUUCCUGCUGGUGGAGAGAGUACGUGCCUAGCAGCAGGAGUAGCAGGGAGCAGGCGGCAGAAGCAGAAGAGGAAAACGAGAAAGGCGGUUGGCGGCCGGCGAUGCUACGGAGGAUGGUGUCCGACCAGGGCCCGGGCUCCGCCGGAGGCAGCGGAGGAGACGCCAGGCCCCGCGGCGGCGGCGGCGGGGGCGCGCUGUUCGCCGUGCCGAGGCUGUUCAUCGGGCUCGCGGCCGCCAAGCGCGCGCCGGACGAGUCGGAGCGGAGCCCGACGUCGCCGCUCGACCCCAAGGCGCUGCUGCUCCGCUCGCCGCGCUCGCCGAGGACCUGGGACGCCGAGCCGGUGGGGCUCGGCCUCGUGGUGGACGUCGCCCUCGCGGCCGGCGCCGACGCCGCCGCCGCCAAGACCUGCGUGCUCAGCCCGCGCCUGCGCCUCAGGACGCACGGCUGCGCCGGCUCCACCGCCAAGGGCUGCGGCGGGGGCGGCCACUCGCAGCCGGAGCUCGGCGGCAAGACCAUCUCCUGCCCGGCCUCGGCCACCGCCGGCAUGUCGGUGCCCUGCAGCAGGUUCUUCCACGAGGAUCUCAAGUCUGGUCCGGAGGCCGGGCAGCCGGACGGCGCCCACUCCGGCGCCAAGCGGCAUUGCUUCCACCUCGGCGAGCUCCCGGGGCCGGGGUCCCUGCCGGCGUCGAUCGCCGGCGGCCCCCGGCGGUUCGUCGGGUCCGUCUCGGCGAGCGAGGUGGAGCAGUCGGAGGACUACACCUGCAUCAUUGCCCGCGGCCCCAACCCCAAGACGACCCACAUCUUCGGGGACUGCAUUCUGGAGCCCCAGACGACGGUCGGGAAGAGCGACGAGGCCGCCGUGGAACCCAAGGACGGAGCUUCCGCCAAGUCCUACCUGGUGGUCAAGCGCGCCACCGAGGCCGCCGCCGGCCCGGGCGAGGACUUCCUGAGCUCCUGCUUCACCUGCACGAAGAAGCUGGAGGGGAACGACAUUUACAUCUACCGUGGGGAGAAGGCAUUCUGCAGCGCCGAGUGCCGGGACCAGGAGAUCAUGAUCGAAGAGGAAGCCGAGAAAUGCAUGGCCACGGGAGGCUCCCCUCGCUCCUCCUGCUCGUCCCUGCACGAGGACAUCUUCAUGGCCGGCAUGAUGGUGGCGACAUGACCCCCCGCGACGAUGGCCCGACCGAGAUGCCGUCUUCUUCGCCUCGACAAGCACGCACGCACUCAAUUUUUCCCCUUGCUAGCUACAACCAGGGGAUGGGGGUGAUCAGUUCACAGAUCAAUCGAUCCAUCACCAGUGCGUGCACAUUGCCGUUGCUGUUUUUGAUUCAGCAGCUGAAGAGGAGUCGACGAGGAAGAAGGAGCGGCGUUCUUGGCGGGUCAUUGUCACUUGUGGGGGUUGGAUCAGCCGAGCUGAUCAGCUGAGCUGCUGCUGCCAUUUUUACCAGCCCUGGGAAACUUACUCGCAGGGAUCUGAGUUUUUUUCCCUUUAGGAACGAGAUGAAAAAAAAGAGGUGGCCUGCCUGCUGGCCUUUGGUCCUGUAGUUUUAAUCUCAAGGCUGCCUGCGUGCAUGCAGGCCAGAGCCACCCAUCCUUUUCUUCUUCUUCUUCUUCUUCUUUUUUCGUUUGCUCCUGCUGGCAGCAGUGACCAUGUCUGCACAUUUGCUACUACACCACUGUGUGUGAGAGAUAAUGACAUUGAGCUGCUUUGCUUUGGGUCA
Molecule: messenger RNA, 1976 nt
Organism: Triticum aestivum (bread wheat)
Lineage: Eukaryota; Viridiplantae; Streptophyta; Magnoliopsida; Poales; Poaceae
Product: FCS-Like Zinc finger 10
Exons: 3
Coding region: 356-1417 (353 amino acids)
Source: RefSeq, a predicted model, not a curated record